Messenger RNA from Cajanus cajan (pigeon pea), 970 nucleotides. Lineage: Eukaryota; Viridiplantae; Streptophyta; Magnoliopsida; Fabales; Fabaceae. The record is from RefSeq and is a predicted model, not a curated record.
AAAUUAGCCGCGGCGGCGCGUUCCGACCCAUUGUACCUAGCAAAUCGCAUUUCGUUUCGUUACACCGUCACACCUUUCACCCCUCUCUUCUUUCUCUCUGCAUAACUCCCAAACCUUCGCUCAGAACCGCAGAGGGCACUCGCUGCGAACCGGAUUGCAGUGUCAACUCCAACGAAGCUCUGCGGUGCGUCCUAGUCCGAUUCAAAUCCCACUAAUACACUUCUAUUCUCCGCUUGCUCCGAAACGACGACGUUCAGCUAUCUAUGCGACGGCGAUCGAGUGUUUAACUUAGGGUUUUUGGACGUCGCUUAGUUUCGCUCCAAUUUUCGUACUCAAUCUUCAAAGAUUUUGCUCUGUUAAUUCGUGACAAAAUUUGCAGUUGCAUCACAUCAUGGAGAAAGAUAGAGCUGGUGCGGGAGCGAUUGACAUAGACAAGACCACGAUGACGUUGGAACCGGAAAAGCCUACUGGUGGUGGACUCUAUGUUCCUGGCAAGGAUAGGGUGGUUUACGUCCCUCCAGAGAGAAAAUCUCGUUUAGGACUUGAUACCCUUGCCAUCGCAAAACGAGCAGAGUCUCAAAAUGAUGGGGGAUUCAAGGUGCCAAAAGAGAGAACCACUUCCAUUGCAGCAUCUGCAGAAGAUGAAGAUAGGUCCGAGUCAUCAGUUGUUGAAGAAAGUGGGCAUGAUAGGACUGUCACUACACGCAGGCACACUAAUAGGAGAUACCGUGAAGCGACCAGUGAAACAUCACAUGCAGGAAAGUUUGAGGAAAUGAAUCAUGUAGAUUGCAAGUUUGUGAGGAGAAAGUUCUACGACUACACUGAGCAUGAGAAGGAUCAUGUUAGGUGCAAGGCUGAGAGAGAGGUCUCAAACCUCUCCACAUUGGGUGUGAGGUGUUGCACUCAAUGUCAUUUGACGUCUAUUUUUCGAGGAAGUGAUGUCAAGUGUGGCCUAAUCUACACCGAUUGA